Messenger RNA from Ostrinia furnacalis (Asian corn borer), 553 nucleotides. RefSeq lists its product as uncharacterized. The transcript has 4 exons. NCBI's taxonomy places the organism in Eukaryota, Metazoa, Arthropoda, Insecta, Lepidoptera, Crambidae. The coding region runs from base 13 to 540 and encodes 175 amino acids. The record is from RefSeq and is a predicted model, not a curated record.
AGCCCGUUUUAAAUGUUCACCAUCAGUCCGUACGCGUUCCACCCGCUGCUGCAGCGAUUCGUCGCGCUCUGGCGGUACGUGCAGGUGGUGUCCGACUGCCUGACCUUCCUGCUGUCGAUGCUGUGCUGCCAGUGCUGGACCCUGAUGCCUCUGUCCCCCACUACCAGUGAGAAGGCAUCCGUCGAGUCUUUCCAAAUCCUCCCCGAGGCGAGGAUAGAGCCAGGCAGGGCCAGCGGGGAGCCGUUCCGUGCCCAGCACCUGGUGAUAGACUUCAGCCCUCAGCCCGGGGACACGGAGGAGACUGGCGCCAAGUGCCAGCAGUUUUGGGAAGCCGUCAACGCCCAUCCUGACCUGGACGGCAUGAUGGUUCUGCCUGAGAACAAGACACAGGCCGUAAUAAAUAGUUCGGUGCCGGUCCACAAGCCGUCGUCUCCCAGUGCCCACCAACCCAAUUUCCAAGCGCUGCACUCGAUCAAGGAUAUGGGAGACACAGGAGUGUUCAACGCCGCAUUUGCAACAACCACAUCAAAACACAAUUAAUCUUAAAUUUUAC